CUCACUCGGGACCAUGAGAGCCAGCUUCCCCGGGGCCGCGUGUGGGUCGAGGAUGGCCACCCAGCCCACCCCUCGCUGCCCCCCACGGUCCUGCGCAUUCUCCUAGCGUCCAGACUGAGCGGCCAUGCCAGGGGAGCAGCCCCUCGGAGCACUGCCCCUGGCCAUGCCCGGAGAUCUGCAGCCCCGCCCGGCCUGCCACAACUCGGGGUGCCCCUCCCGGCCCCCCAGCGAGGAUGGCACCGAGGCCUGUAGGACUGCCAAGGGCACAAGGGAGGUGCGCAGCAGGGCCCAGGCCACAGAGCUCCCUAAGGCUCAGCCACAGCAUGCUGGUGAGAUGGAGCCCAAGGCCCUGAGCAGCAGCCUGUGGCAGCCCAGAAAGGGGGGCAGCCCCCAAGGGCUCCCCGGGAAAAGCCACGUACAGACACGAGCCCGGCGACCCGGCAGGGGGAAUGUCGGCCCUCAGCAGCUCUACAGACUGAGCAUCGCUGGCGCAAAGGACAAACGAGCCCCGGACAAGACCCCAGAGGGCCCAUCGCAUGAGGCCACCCAAGGCCCAGUCACUGGAGCCCCCCUCACAUCCAGCCUCCCGAGGGCCAAGGCCCCACCUGCGCCUGACCAGCUCAGCUUCCAAAGGUGCUUCCCAGAGACCCCCUCCAGCUUUACCUCCACCGACUAUACCUCACCUAGCCCCACCCCUGGGCCCCCAACCUUGAGUGCCCCCCAGUCCCGUGGGCCCAGCCCCAGCAGGCCCAGCCCCUACUUGGAAUUCCCGGCCAGUGGGGCCAACUCCUGGCCUCCUGCCGCUGAGAACAGCUUCCCAGGUGCUAAUUUCGGGGUCCCUCCCACAGAGCCUGAGCCCUUUCCCAAAGGCAGUGGACCGAGCCCCAACCCCGGGGUGGUCUCCUUUCAGUACCCCUUCCCGGCACUGCAUGGAGCCGGCCCAAAGCCCUGCCCCCUGGACACAGCCCGGCAGGAGUAUGCCGACAAUGGGGCCAUGGUCUUUGCCUUUCACGCUACUCAGGGCGCAUGGCCAGAGGAGCCAGUGGGCACUAACCCGGCCUACCCACUGCCCGCCCAGCCGCCGCCCUCAGUGCUGCCCUGCUACCAGGGCCCGGCAGGCAGCCUCAAGACACCCCACGACCUCAGUGGAGCUCUCUCCUCCCCUGGUGUUGCUGCUCCAGCCCCCAGCCCCUUACUGGCCAGUCUGCACAAGAGCCUGACCCCAGCCCUGCCUGAAAGGCCACCAUCAGCCCAUGAUGAGGCAGCAAGUCCAAGGGGGCCCCCAAACCCUCUGCCCCCAAUGCACUUUCUGGGCAAAGCCUAUGGCAGCCCCGCAGCCAGCGUCGUGGGCACUAGCCCAGGGCCUCUGGAUAAGGAGCUUGCCACCCCAGGACGCACGCCCACCCCACGGCCCCAGCUGUGGGAGGGGGCCAGUAAGGCCCUCCCCCUGAUGGACGCUGCCACAGCCCACCACCCUACAGCACCCCCGCCCCCCGCAGCCACAGCCAGGGGAGCGUUCUUCAAAGGCCAGGGGCUCUGCCUUCCGCAUAGCCCCCCACUGCCGUGGCCCCCGGUGCUCCCAGUCACUGGUCCCGGCCCCCCAGCAAUGGAGUUGCUGAACCGGCUGCCAUACCCCUCCGGGGCCCCUGAGUGGCCAGGCAGCAGCCAAGGAGCCCUGGGUGGCUCUGGCCACACUCCUGGGCCAGCGGAGAAGCUGGCAGCGCCGAGGAAUGGCCCAGGCACGCCCAGCGGCAGCCCGCCUGGGCUUUUCCCGUACAGUGGCCUGCAGGACACAGCCUCCCAGCCCCUGUUCUUUGGGGUGACCCCACCCCAGGCUUCACCCCGCCGGACCCCUGGCCUGCCCCCACCCAGAGGAGUGGGCGCCUCCCCAAGCGAGUCCCCGCUCCCCUCGCCUGCCACCACCGUGGCCAGCAGCAGCUCCUGCUCAUCCUUGUCACCGCUGUCCAGCAGCCCAGCCAAUCCCAGCUCAGAGGAGGGCCAGCUGCCUGGGCCGCUGGGACCCUCAGCCUUUUUCCACCACCCCACCCACCCCCAGGAGGGUGGUAGUGCCUUCCCGCCCCCCAAGCCCCUCCCCACCAUCCCCAUUCACUACCACCCUGAGCCACCCAAGGCCUUUCCAUUCCCCUCGGAGGCGCUGGGGGCUGACAGGGCCUUUGAGUGCCUGGAGAAGGCACCGUUAGCUGGCACAGACCCAGGGUCGAGCAGAGCAGCACUGGGCAAUUUUUCCCGGGAGCCACCUCCGUACUCGGCCCACCACUUCCCCCUGAGCAGCGCCAGCCUGGACCAGCUGGAUGUGCUGCUGACCUGCCGGCAGUGUGACCAGAACUACAGCAACCUGGCCUCCUUCCUGCAGCACCGGCAGUUCUGUGGCUUGCUGCUGCCCAGGGCCCCCGAGGGCCCCCCACGGCCACCCACUUCCCCAGUGCUGACCACCCCCAAGGCACCAGCCGACACACAACACCCGAGCUUGCUGGGCCAUGCCAAGAUGGCCAGCUUCCUGCUGGACGGGGAUGUCCUCCAUGGCCUAGCUGCCACCCCCUUGCCACUCCCAGCCUCGGACCUGGACCUGGAGGACGUUGCCAAGCUGGACAGCCUCAUCACCGAGGCACUCAGUGGCCUGGAGGAUCCAUCGGGCACCCCCGAGAUCGACAGCAGCUUCAUCGACGUUUUUGCUGAUGAAGACCCUCUGGGCCCUAGAGUCCCCAGCACUGGGCAGCCCCCCAAGACUAGGGUGGGGGCUACUUCGGAGGCCAGGGCCCAGUCCCUGCUCCCAGCCCUGGCACCCACACCAGAGCCCAGAGCCCCCUGCCCUGGGGCUCAAGGCUGCCCACCAUGCAGCAGGCCUGAAACUCGCUCCCGGGGCCCAGCCCCCCUGGAGACAGAUGAGGCAAGCCUGGCCGGGCAGCCCAAGAGGGGCAAGCGGUUCAAGUUGCUCCGGGAAGGGCUGGACAAGGCCCCAGGGCCCGAUGGGGGCUCCAGAACCGUCUGCCUGAGGCCCAGGAAGAAAAGUGGCAGAGCAGAAGCACCCCCACCCCGAGUGCGAGACCUCCGGGCCCAGACCCCCAGGGGCCACACAGACACCAGUGGCCAGGCCCCGAGCCCCAGCUCUCUGCCUGUGCAGACCCGGAGCUCCCGGCCCCUGCGGCCACCCCGCAGGAAAGAAGCCCGGAGGAGGGCGGCCCGGGGCGGCCGCUGGAACAAGGAGCUCAUCCACAGAAUUGUGCAGCAGAAGAAUGAGCUUCACCGGCAGCGGGAGGGCCGAGGUCAUGAUGGCCAUGUCUCCCUGGUGGCCACGCGGCCCUCACCCAGCCUCGCCGACGACAGCUUCCGAGAAUAUGAGUACGCCUCUGAGUCUGAGGAGGACGAGGGCCUGGGGGCUCCACCUGACCCUCCUCAGCGGGCGUCCCGUGCCAAAGGCCGGCCCCGCCUCAACUGCCAGGGGCGACACCGAGGGGAGAAGAGGAAAGACAUGAGGGCCAGAGUGACCCCAGGCCCCCGAGAGGAGCAAGACCAACAGACGCCCAAGGAGGUUGUGAGGCAGGAAGCUGUGGCAGACAGGGAUUCCCCAGCCCCAGAGUCUCCAGGUGGGGCUGCCCCAGGCCCAUUGCAAAGCCUUGGGCUUGGAGAGCCUCAGGGGGAGAGAGUCCCCAAGGGUGCCAGUCACACUUCUGUCAGCACAGAGACCCCUAAGGAAAAUUUCCCACCCCUGGGCUUCUUCCAUGAGACCAAGCAUGCUGAGAUUGCUCAAGAAGCCCUGACUGGCACUGCCAAACUUCUCAGAGAGGUUACCAGCCUGUCUCCGGGAAAUGGUGUGGUAGGAGGCAGCAGCCCCCCAGCCACAGAGCAGCCCCAACCCGGCCAGGAAGACACCAGCCAGCCCCAGCCAGCAGGAAGCCUCACCAGCACAGGGCCAAGGGGACACAGUCCACCAGCAGGUGUAGAUGGCUGGCCCCUUGUAUCUCCCGACAGAGGGUGCCCCCCCAAGUUCCAACCAGGAGAACUGCUCAUGCCCACUGCAGGUAUCACAGAUGCUGCUCACCCCAUACCCACCACCCUGCUUUUGAAGAGCAAGGGUCUUGGCUGGGACCCACCUCAUUGUAAGGGAGACCCUGUGGGGGUCCUUAUUGCCAAGAAAGGGCCCCAGGCCUGCAGAAGCCCCCCCAGUGACUUACUCCUUGAGCCCAAAGAGCUGGCUAAACCCUGCUUCAAAGACUUGUGCUCCAAACCCUUAGCUCCGAACGGGCCAGUUGACAGCUUGCGCCUUUGCCCGGACAGUAUGGACACUAGUCGCCUCGUGCCAAAGCCUCCCAGGAACGAAUCCUACCCCGCUGAAAUGGAGCCCAGCAACGUGCAGUCCCCACUGACCUUGGAGCCCACCUCGCUGUUCAGCAGGCUGCCAGUGGACAGGUUCGAGCCUCCGCUGUAUGACAGCCUGCUGGUAAAUAAGGACAACCACGUGCUGCUUACCUGUGCUGACCCGCCCUCGAGGAGGUCCCUGCUGGACCCUCCGUACUCAGCAUGUGCGCCCCAGAAGAACUGGCCACUGCCGGAGGAAGUGUCCCCUGGGCUGCCCAGCCAUAUGGGCCGCUUCACUGACCCCCCAGGGGGAAGGUCUUGUAGCCAAAAGUGUCUUGGUGAGAGGCCUGCAGCGCCCAGCCAGCCCCCUCCACCAGGGAAGGGAAGUGAGUGUGGCGCCACCUUUGGGAGCAGCCUGUCAGAGGAGGAACUAGAGAUCAAACGGCUGGUCACUGAGCUGGAGAGCCAGCUGCAGACAAGCACGAUCGAGGGCCAGGCCCCCAUGCUGCCUGACACAGAGCCCACAGGCAGCAAAAGCCUGGGGAGGUGCAUACACCAGCCCCCCACAAUGCCCGCCAGCCCAGCUACCACACCCCAGCAGGACAUGUUCUUGGCAGAUGGCUUUGCUGGUCUUGGGAGAUCAAGUCCACGUGAGGACAGCCGGGAAACGGCAGUGGCAUCCGAGGAAGGGGCCCUGGGGAACCCCCAGGGGUGCUGGCCUUGCCCAGCCCCCCGCCCCCUGGUGGCAUUGGCCCUACAUCCUGGUGUCCAAGAAGAUGUGGGGUCCGCAGCUCCUGUCAGCCCCCCUGGGGCCACCCAUACUGUUCAGAUGGCCAAAGUCCAGAGGACAGAGCCUGCCCAGGCAGAGAGGCAUGGUGGGGUCUGGCUGGGCAUGGGAUUGCCCAACCCCCUGGAUGCCAAGAGUUCCACAGAACACAGCCCAGAUGGCGAGCCUUGGUUUCCUAGAAGUAACGAGACCACCAGAAUCCACCCAAGUGGGGGGAUCCCGCUGCUGUGUCCCCCAAAACAAGGAGGGGGCCUGUCCCCAGAGCCCCUCAAGGCAGGGGGGCCAUGCCAAGAUACUCCCGAGUUGGGGACAGGCAGCAGCCCCACCACCCGUCCAACGCCUGGUGUGGAGGGUCAAGGUGAUGGGUGUCUCCAUCUGGGGGCCAUACCCCCCUCUGGGGCCAGACACUAUGGUGCCCCCCAGGAGCAAUCAGUGGGUAAAGAGUGGUCUGAGCCAGGGAAGGUGCAGUUGGGCCCUGUGCUGCAUCCUGCCCACGUGCCCAAUGCUGGUCCGGGGAGCGGGCCCCAGACCCCAGCUGACAGCCCCUUGUGUCAGCUCCAGCUCCUGGUGGCCAGAGCCGCUGAGAGUGAAGAUGGAGCCAAGUGCCCGCAGCACAGCAAUCCCUCAGGUCCAGGAGGGGACGGUGUAGAUGAUGGGAGCGUAGCCCGAAGCCAAGCCCAGGGCUCCAAGGGAGAUGUGCAAGGGACUGCUGCCCCUGCCGUGGCGGGAUGUCCACUGGGGCCAGUGGCAGAUGGACACCUGGCCUCACUCACCCAGGCCAAGUCUCAGGCCCCAGAGCCCAAGGGCCAAGGCCAAGCCUGCCAGCUGCAGCCACAGGAGCAGGGGUCCCCAGGGGAUCCAGGUGACCUCGCCAUGGACAAGACUGAGCCUGGAGCCACACCGACCAGGCAUGCUGGGGGAACGGGCAGGCUUGGAGGACAGCUUGAGGAAGGCAGGGCAGCCUGGAGCCUUCAGUUCGAGGCAGGGGAACCCCCGAGUCCCAUCCCCCCUGACAGAGAGGCCUUGGUGCUGGCCCUGACAGGUGCCCAUGGCAAAAAGGGAUGUGAGGACCGAACUGCAGAGAAGGUGACAAACCCAGGCCAUAGGAAGCAGUUGUUGUUUGCUGGGGGGAGUCCAGUGCACUCCGUCAGAGACCUGGCCCACUGCACCCCCUCACCUGCUUCUGCAGCUCCCCUAGGGCCCUGUGACCCUGAGCACGUGUCCCAGGACAACUGUCCCUCUGUACCUGCAGGUUCCACGGGGACCCAAGGCAAGCCAGGGGAGCUGCUCUCAGCAUCUCCAUCCUGCGGGGACCCCCCUUGCCUACAGCAUCUGCUGGCCCCUUUCCCCACCUGGGCACCUCUGCAAAGGGCCAGCUGCACCUCCAGCCCCACCAGUGCUGGGGCUGAGCAGUGCCCAGCCUUGCCCCCACCUGGGAGGACAAGCCCCUGUGGCCCUGCGGGAGGCCUGGCAGACAGCAGCCUCCUGGAGGAUGCCCUUGCAGGGGACCAGACUGGCUCAGACUUCACCCCUGCCUCUAGGAGGCACUGUCCUGACAGCAGCAUUUCCAGAAUGCUAGAGGAUUCUGGAAAAGAGAGGCCGAGGGCAUCCUCUACCCAUGCACCCCCAUCUCCUUCAGCAGGACCCGUCUCCCCGCGAGGGACCGGCAAGGCCCCUGGCCAUCCCACUAUUGUGGAGGCGGCCGGAGGGCUUCGGACACCAAAUGCCAGGGCUGUGUCGCCAGGAUCCUGCUGUCCCUUCUCAGAUCCCCCAAGGAGCACUGACCCCCCAGGCCCUGGGGAAGGCCAGCACGUCACAGCCAAACCAACAGACACGUGUUCCGUGGAUUCCCACUCCUGCCUGGAGGACGGGGCAGGGGCCAGCAGCGAAGGCUGGGAGGACCCUGUGACACCUGGUGCUGGAUGCUCCGGUUCCCCUCAGAGCCACAGACAUGCCCCCCGCCAAGCACACGGGGGAGACUCUGUGUGUCUCCAAGACCCCAAGCAGAAGCCCCGGGGCUUUCAAAAGAAGCCCUGGCCCUUGGAACACAGUCAGAAGAUGGAGGGCCCGGGCCUGGGGGUACCCCCCCUUGUCACCUGCGAGAUCUGCCGGGCCUCCUUCCGCUCAGGACCCGGCCUGAGUAGGCACAAGGCCAGGAAGCACCGCAGCGGCCCCUCCUCACAACACCAGACCGGCCUCCCCACCCACAGGGCCUCAGGGCCCACAGCCAGCACACCCCGGGCCCCCAGGAAGAAAGGCCGCAAGGCACUGGGGAAAGAGAAACCGAGGAGCAGGCUCACAGGGCCCAGCCUCACUGAGGGGCUGCCUUCCCCUAGCCAGGUCUUCACUGAGGACAGGCUGGGAACGCAGAUGCUUUCGGAGGCCAGGCAGGGGCUCAGCGUUCUCGGGGCACCAGACUCCCCACCCCACCCAGAGCCACGGAGCCCAGACCCACUUGGCCAAGGAGUAGGCAUGAUGCCUUGGGCCCCCAGACCCAGGAAGUCUGACAAGCUGCAGGGGAACAUGCCCCACCCAAAACAUGCAGAGCUGAGAGGAGUCCAGAAAGGCAAAGAGCCGGGGGGCCUCCCCAGUGACUUGGAAGAGAAAUCAAAUCAGAAAGAGAGGAAAGCAAGCAAGAGAAAGUUCCGGAAGAAGAGCAGGGCUUCUGACUUGGGGGAGAGUCGUCCUCAAGUCGCCCCUGAUGUGAUUCGAGAUAGACCCAGCUCGAAUCCAUCAAGUGCGAUUGCCAAUUACCCAGCCCGGCCAAGUGGCUGCCUCUCACCAGAGGGUGAGAAGCGGACAGAUGGGGGGCAGCCACUGUGCCUUGCAAUGCCGGGGCUGGGGGUGAUAGGGGAUUCAGAGGGCAUGGGUCCCAGGGCACUGUGCACCAAGGAGACGCAGGCCCAGAACCCACACGGAGACCCGAUGACCCCUCGCCUGGCAGGACAGGAUGGGUCAAGUGGGUUCUGGGGACUGAGAGAGCCCAGAACACUUGGCACUGGCACAAAGCCAUCACAGGCAGCCGGGAGCAGGGCUUCAGAUGACAGCAGGGGGGCCGAGAACAGGGCAGGGGAAGGCGAGAUGGGGCUGCCCAAGCCCCCGUUGGAGCCCCCAGGUGCUCCCAAGGCUUCCAGUUCUGAAAUGAGUAGCCCCGUUGGCUGCAGCCCCCAGGGCUUCUUGGACCACCCAGAAGCUGAGGACUGCAUUCAGGAGCUCCAGGGCAAUGUGUCCAGAGCCUCCAGCCCAGGUUUUGGGGGUUCUCUGGGCCUGUUUGACGACGAGGCCUUGUUUUCUCAGCUCUUCCCACUGGGUGACCGCUUGACCCGGAAGAAGAAUCCCCGUGUCUAUGGGCAACGCGGUAAGAAGCCAAAGCCCCCACCGCCACCCCUAGAGCCGAGCAUUGAGGUGCGGGGGCCCACCACGCCAUGCUCCAUCCGCCUGCCCACAGACCUGAGUGACUCAGGUUCCCCAUGCCUGUCCCAUGAGGAGCCAUGGGCGGAGGAGGCCCCCGGCCUCCCUGAGGCCUUCGUCAUCGAUGGCUUCCUCAGCAGCAAGGUGCCUGGGAUCGAGCCCUGGGCCCCCAGCCCCAGCCUGUGGCCCCUGGAGCAGCCUGAGAAGGGACCCUCCCCAGUCACUGCCCCCACUGAGGAGGCGCCCACUGGCCCCCACCUGGACAACCUGUCAGAGGGCCUCCCUGAGCUGCACAAGGUCCCGGCUGCCUGGCGAGGCCUGGAGCAGCAGGCACCCCCUGAUGAGGCCUCUUCCUCUUUGAGGGAAAUGAGCCCUGAGCCCCCCAGCCUAGAGAGAGAAGGCUCCAACGUCGGGCCCCCCGGGAACACAGGCCUGCCACAGUUCCCAGCCCUGGAUUUCAACGCACUCCGCACCAAGUUUGAAAUGCAAGACCUGUGCCUCUUGGGGCCCUGUGAAGGCCCUGGGGGGCUCCCCGGCAUGAGCUUUCUGGACCUCCAGGCCGAGGCGAGCUCUCAGGGGUCACAAGACACAAGGCCAGAGGCAGCGGGCAGGAGCCCUGACCGAGACCACCAGGUGAAAGCCAAGAGGGGCACCUACAAGUGCAAGGUGUGCUUCCGGCGCUUCGGCGGCCUGGGUGAGUUGGACCUCCACAAGCUAGCGCACAGCCCCUCACCGCCACCCACCUGCUACAUGUGCGUGGAACGCAGGUUCAGCUCUCGCCAGCUGCUGCGCGAGCACCUUCGCGAGAAGCACGUGCAGUGCAAGGCAGGACUGUGGGCCUGUGGCAUGUGCCUGCGCCAGGUGCCCGAUGUCUGGAUGUACAACGAGCACCUGCGUGAGCACGCCGUGCGCUUUGCCCGCCGGGGCCAGGUGAGGACGUCUCUGGGGGACCUGCCCGGCUGCCUGGAGGAGGGCAGUGUCAUCCCACACUUCCUCAACAUCUUGGGGCAGGCCUCCCAGCCCCACAGAGGCCAAUGCGCCACCCCCAAAGCCAGUGGGAGCCCUGGAGAGGCCCCAAGGAGGACGAAGGCAAAACCCAAGGCUCCCAGGGCCAACCCCUCAGGCCAAGAUGGCACCUUGAUGCCAGGCAGUGGCUUGGUCAACACCAAUGUCUUGGCCAAUGACAACCCACCCAACCUUGCUUCAUCCAGUGCUGCCAACGGGCCUCCCAGCCUGUCCCCCAAUCCCCGGUCCCUCAGUGAACCCCUCCUCAGAGCCAUGCCUGUGCAUGCAGACUGCAAGGACCCCUCCCGCCACUGCCAUCACUGUGGGAAGCAGUUCCCCAAGCCCUUCAAGCUACAGCGCCACCUGGCGGUGCACAGCCCACAGCGUGUCUUCCUGUGCCCCCAGUGCCCGCGUGUCUACGCAGAGCACCGCCAGUUGCUUGCCCACCGCGGACAGGAGCACGGGGCACAGGAGGAGCCAGAGCAGCUGCCUACACCACUCUACACAUGCGAGCUCUGCGCCACCGUCAUGCGCAUCAUCAAGCGCUCCUUUGUCUGUAGCGCCUGCAACUACACCUUCGCCAAGAAGGAGCAGUUCGACCGCCACAUGGACAAGCACCGAAGGCCUGGCCAGCAACCCUUUGCGUUCCGUGGUGUGAGGAGGCCAGGGGCCCCAGGACAGAAGGUCCCAGCUCUCGAGGGCUUGCAGCCCAGCAAAAGGCGCCGAGUGGCUGUGCCUGGCAGUACCCUAGCGCCUGGCAUGGACGGGCCCCAAUCCCGGGGCAGCAGCCCUGCCCCAGGCACCGUGCCCCCCCAAGCCAUGUACCUGCUCUUCCCAGAGCCAGCUCCCAGCACCACCCAGGGACAGUCCCAGACCCAGGAAAUGACCCUGAACCCAGAGGGCAACCCAAUGAGGGCAGGCGACCCACUGCCUGACUGCCAGGAACUUCUACCCCCACCCCUGUCUCCUUUCUUGGCCCCCCUGGCUGGCGGCCAAGGUGGGCAAGAGGAUGAAGGCCCUUCUGGCAGCCCUAAGCCCCUCCGACCGUACACUGUGCCACCAGAGCUGCCCCUGUCCCCACCCGGGGCUGGAAGCCAAGACACAGAGGAAAAGAUGGCUUCUUGUCUGUUCUCGGGGAAGCACAGGACCCCAGAUUCCCCCAGCGAGUGUGCCCCUGACCAUUCCCUUGAAGACCCUUCCCUGGCCCAGAGAGACAAACAGAUGCCCAGAAGUCAUAUAGUGCCUGAGGAGGGCUUGGGGGGUGCCUCCCACAAGGGGGGUGCCGCAAAGGCCGGGAGUACACGGGCUUCAUCGGAGGGCAGGCUGGCGGUGUCUACCCCAAGUAAACCACCUGCAGUUCCAGUGCCACCGAGGAAGGCUGUGCUGAGCCGGGCCCCCACAGAGCAAGCCCAAGAUGCUGAGGACAGGCCAAGGUCCACCAUCCCCAAAGCUAAGCCAGACCCCAGCUCUCAGGGCAGUGGGGACACCCGACACAGCACCACAGCAGGGGGUGGCAGCCAGCCCCAGCCGGCCAGUGGGCAGCUCCAAAGUGAGACAGCCACCACCCCCGCCAAGCCCCCUUGCCCAGGCCAGAGCCCCCCACCAGCCAAGCCCCCUCCCCAAGCCCCAGCCAAGGGUCAUAGCCAGGGGCUCAGGGGAGCCAGGGAGCAGGGGCCCCAAGGCAGCCCAGCCCCCAGAGAGAGCAUGGGAGGUGAUGGGAGAAAGAAGAAGGGCCGCUUCCCUGGGCCCACAAGGAGUGGAAGUGUGGGGGGCCUAGGGAGAGCUCUCUUGGUGCCUGACAAGCCCCCCCGGAGCCCCCGGAAGCAGGCGGUCCCAAGCCGCAUGCCCCCCACCAAGCCCCGACUGAGCAGCCAGACAGACAAGCCAACGCUGCAGCCCUCAGAGUGCCGGAGGGGGGCUCCCAGCCUCGGCCUUGGGGGCUUCCGGAGCAGGAGGGAGGGGCUGGGCAUGGCUGCCCCUGAGAAAAGGCCCCCACACGGGCCUCCCAGGAGAGGCAGAACUGUCCCUGCCUGUCCCCGAGCUCUCCGCACUGCCGAGUCCCAGAGCCACCUCCUCAGCCAGCUCUUCGGGCAGAGACUGACCAGCUUCAAGAUCCCACUCAAGAGAAACCCUGCCGAGUAGUGUGCACAGGCCUGGGCGCAGGGUGGGGGAUGAGACCCCGCCAAGUGGUGUGCACAGGCCCGGGCCUGAGCUGGGGAACGAGACCCCACUGAAUGGUGCUCACAUGGCCCGGGCAGGGGUGAGAGAGACCUCACCAAGGAGGGUGCACAGGCCUGGGCAGGGGCACAAGUGCGAGCUGUGAACCCAGGCCUACUUCCAAUGCCACAGCACCCAGGUCCUGGAUCAGCUCACCUCAUGGCGCUCCUCUCUUUGAUCCCCUGACUUGGGGUGUGAACUCAGACUGGUGCCAGGGUGGCAUCCUGCUGGGUGUGGGGCUGAGAGCCACUUCUUUGUGCUGGAGGGCUGGAGUUGAAGGUAGCCAGCUGCAGCCCCUGCGAGGCCAUGUCUGUGUCCUUGGCACUGAGCACCUGAGAGAGCAGCCCACCAGCCCCAAGGUGUGCCAAGCGUGGAGGCUGUAGAACCCCUGAGGGUGAUGUUUUGCACACGGCUUCCCCCAAGUGUCUAUCUAGGGGAAUGUGGCCAAGGGGGCGGUGGUGGUAGGUUCCCCUUUAGUCUUGUUGCUGCUGCUGCUGCUGCUGCUGCUGGAAUUCCAAAGUAACCUU
Molecule: messenger RNA, 12264 nt
Organism: Loxodonta africana (African savanna elephant)
Lineage: Eukaryota; Metazoa; Chordata; Mammalia; Proboscidea; Elephantidae
Gene: ZNF469
Product: zinc finger protein 469
Exons: 1
Coding region: 125-11662 (3845 amino acids)
Source: RefSeq, a predicted model, not a curated record